Cajanus cajan (pigeon pea) is the source of this 1307-nucleotide messenger RNA. The record is from RefSeq and is a predicted model, not a curated record. Lineage: Eukaryota; Viridiplantae; Streptophyta; Magnoliopsida; Fabales; Fabaceae.
AGUAGGCGAAGAAUGUGUUGAAAAGAAGAAAAGAGUUGUUAUCCACAACACAAGACAACGUCAUCAACACAAGGCGCAGGGUGUCUCUCUCAUGGCAACCUCAUUCUCUCCGACAACCUCUGUCCGCACCAUCUUCCAAAACCCUCCCAAACCCCUUCUCUCCCUCGCCCAAUCCUCUUCCUCUUAUGCCCUCAAACGCUCUUUCGCUUCUUCUGCAACCUAUGCAACUCAGAAGCUCUCUCAUGCUUUCGCACUUUCUCCAAAACCCUUUUUUUCCAAAGGUAGGAGAGUAUCACUUGUGAGGGCUGCUACCAUUGAAGAGAUAGAAGCGGAAAAGGCCGCAAUUGAGAAAGAUGCUAAAAACAGAAUGGAAAGGACUAUUGAUAAUGUACGGACGAAUUUCAGUUCCAUAAGGACAGGAAGAGCAAACCCGGCCAUGCUUGACAAGAUUGAGGUGGAAUACUAUGGGACUCCGGUUAGCUUGAAGAGCAUUGCUCAAAUUAGCACUCCUGAUGCCAGUUCUCUUUUGGUACAGCCAUAUGACAAAUCAAGCUUGAAGGCUAUAGAGAAAGCCAUAGUUAGCUCUGAUCUUGGUAUGACUCCAAAUAAUGAUGGAGAAUUGAUACGAUUGAGCAUCCCGCAGUUGACAUCUGAUAGGAGGAAGGAACUAUCGAAGAUAGUGGCUAAACAAGCUGAAGAAGGGAAGGUGGCUUUGAGGAAUAUAAGAAGAGAUGCAUUGAAAGCUUAUGAUAAACUUGAGAAGGAGAAAAAGCUCUCAGAAGAUAAUGUGAAGGAUUUGUCAAGUGAUUUGCAGAAGCUGACAGAUGAGUAUAUGAAGAAAGUCGAUACCAUCUUCAAACAGAAAGAAAAGGAGUUGCUGACAGUUUGAUGCUUUGAUCCAAAAAGUAAAUGUUGAGUUCUAUCUAAAGAAGGUCAAAUUUUGUGUCUACUUUGCUUUGUGUUUGGAUAGUUAAUGCAUAUGUUUAUUUGUUAUACAGAAUACAGACUUUUGAAUUAAAUGGGUGUUUUUCCAAAUUGAAAGGUGAGUUCAUGCCUAUAAAUUGGAUUUAUUUACAUAAUUCAUCGUUGAAAUUAGACUAUUAUGAAUCAUUCUUGUCGAACUCUCGAGUCUACUUGUAGAUUCGUACAAGUUUACUUUUAUAGGUAUAGAAAUUUAGUUAACUUAUUUAUGGAUAAACUUAGGUGAACAGAGGGUAUAUCUGGGCACAUACGGCUUGUAAGUUGUAACAUUUGAUAACACAGCAGACAUCCUUUUACCUUGGUUUUGGAGCAAAAUCAAAUAAUAA